Molecule: messenger RNA, 1804 nt
Organism: Morone saxatilis (striped sea-bass)
Lineage: Eukaryota; Metazoa; Chordata; Actinopteri; Moronidae
Product: glutaminase kidney isoform, mitochondrial-like
Exons: 16
Coding region: 137-1669 (510 amino acids)
Biological process (GO): L-glutamine catabolic process
Molecular function (GO): glutaminase activity
Source: RefSeq, a predicted model, not a curated record
GUAGGUUGCGUCCCGGUUGUUGAGUCACCGGGAAAACCGUUACUCGACCGGAGGAAGCAACCGACACUCUCAUCGGUAACCGCGCACAUUUACCGUAGUUAAACACCAUCCAGAUACUCUUCUCGACGGGGUUGAAAUGUUACAUUUUCGGUCAACGGUAGCGCUCAAGGAGUUAUUUCAGACCCAGCUGAAGCGUCCGUUGGCGGGUAGAGUCGGUGUUAAACCUGCAGCCUCCGCCUGCUUCAGCACCGCUCGUCUGGAUGGGAGGUCGCCGGGCAGAGGGGGGGCUUUCUCCGGGUGGAGAGCCCCGCUGCACCCCGCCAGAAGGCCCGGCGUGAGAGGCUUUUGCUCCAAAGGUGACAACCAGAAUGAAUCCUCCAAGGACUCUGCGACAGAGAAGAGAAGGAAGGCAGGCAUCCUGCCCAGUCUGGAGGACCUGCUCUUCUACACCAUCGCAGAGGGCCAGGAAAAAAUCCCUGCACACAAAUUCACCACAGCUCUUAAAGCCACGGGGCUUCGCACGGGAGACCCUCGGCUGAAAGAAUGUAUGGAGAUGCUGAAGGUGACUUUGAAGACGACCUCUGAUGGAGCGCUGGACCGACACCUCUUCAAAAAAUGUGUCCAGAGCAACAUCGUUCUGCUCACCCAGGCCUUCAGGAAGAAGUUUGUCAUCCCAGACUUCCAGUCCUUUAGCGCCCACAUCGAUGAGCUCUAUGAAAACGCCAAAAACAUGUCCGGAGGGCAGGUGGCUGACUACAUUCCCCAGCUGGCCCGCUUCAGCCCAGACUUGUGGGCCGUCGCCCUGUGCACCGUCGAUGGACAGAGGCACACUGUCGGCGACACCAAGGUCCCUUUCUGUCUUCAGUCCUGUGUUAAGCCGCUAAAAUACGCCAUCGCCGUUCACGACCACGGCACAGAGUAUGUGCACCGCUUCAUCGGCAAAGAGCCCAGCGGUCUGCGAUUCAACAAGCUCUUCCUGAACGAGGAAGAUAAACCACACAACCCCAUGGUUAAUGCCGGCGCUAUCGUCUGUACCUCCCUCAUUAAGCAAGGGGCAAGCAACGCGGAAAAGUUUGACUAUGUCAUGAACUUCAUGAACAAACUGGCAGGAAACGAGUACGUAGGCUUCAGCAACGCCACUUUCCAGUCGGAGCGAGAGUCUGGAGACAGGAACUUUGCCAUCGGCUACUACCUGAAAGAGAAGAAGUGUUUUCCAGAAGGGACGGACAUGACCUCCAUCCUCGACUUCUACUUCCAGCUGUGCUCCAUCGAGGUGACCUGUGAGAGCGCCAGCGUCAUGGCGGCGACUCUGGCCAAUGGCGGCUUCUGUCCAAUCACAGGAGAGCGCGUGCUGAGCCCCGAGGCGGUGCGAGACACUCUGAGUCUGAUGCAUUCCUGCGGCAUGUACGACUUCUCCGGACAGUUCGCUUUCCACGUCGGUCUGCCGGCUAAAUCUGGCGUCGCUGGCGGGAUUCUGCUGGUUGUUCCGAACGUCAUGGGCAUCAUGUGUUGGUCUCCUCCCCUCGACAAGCUGGGGAACAGCGUCAGAGGCAUCCAGUUCUGCACGGACCUGGUUUCUCUCUGUAACUUCCACAACUACGACAACCUCGAGACACUUCUUGCUAAAGAAGCUGGAUCCUCCGCAGGGAGGGAGGAGACCAGAGGGUGAAGUCGGUGAUCAAUCUGCUGUUUGCUGCUUACACUGGAGACGUCUCAGCCCUGAGGAGGUUUGCGUUGUCCUCCAUGGACAUGGAGCAGAGGGACUACGACUCCAGGACGGCCCUGCAUGUGGCGGCUGCUGAAG